Molecule: messenger RNA, 4729 nt
Organism: Bufo gargarizans (Asiatic toad)
Lineage: Eukaryota; Metazoa; Chordata; Amphibia; Anura; Bufonidae
Gene: SLC39A13
Product: solute carrier family 39 member 13
Exons: 10
Coding region: 380-1390 (336 amino acids)
Biological process (GO): intracellular zinc ion homeostasis; zinc ion transmembrane transport
Cellular component (GO): membrane
Molecular function (GO): zinc ion transmembrane transporter activity
Source: RefSeq, a predicted model, not a curated record
GGGCAUUGAUUCUAGCAGUGCUAGCCUAUGGACGACUACUGAACAGAGUUAUAGCAGGAAAGUUGCUGCAGUGCAUUCCUUGGGGAGGGGGUUAGUGCAUUCCACAGGUGUUGUGGGACUACAAGUCCCAGCGUGCCUGGCAUACUUUACAUAGCAUCCACCACAGGCCAUGAUGCACCCCCCUGCUGUUGUGGCACUACAUGUCCCAUCAUGCCUGACAACAACUAGAAAGUUCUGUGCGCUUCCCUCUUAUUUUUUUCUGAAACUCUCAGUUGGGCAUCAGAAACUGUGGAGCUGCAGAACCUUGAAUUCCUAAGCUGUUGUGGAACUACAAGUCCCAUCGUGUCUGGAAUACUUUUACAACGACCUUAGAGAUAGGAUGAUGUGGGACAGGAUUGGAAUCUGUCUGCUCUUUACGUGUGUGGGGUUCCACUUUAGCGCCGCCUGUGUCCCAGGAAGUCGUACCUGUGAAACUGCCAACACUACCUCCCUGGAUGCCUGGAUCUGCUCUCUGAUUGGCACUUUGUUGGUGGGACUCAGUGGGGUCUUUCCACUCCUGGUGAUUCCUGUUGAAGCGGGCGCCGCGCUCAGAUCUGAAGAGGGCUCCAAGAGGCUGAAGCAGCUGCUGAGUUUUGCUAUUGGUGGUUUACUGGGCGAUGUGUUUGUUCAUCUUCUGCCGGAGGCCUGGGCUUACACCUGCAGCCCUGCAACAGGGAGCGCUCAGUCCCUCCAGCAGCAGCGUAUCCUCGGCCUAUGGGUUAUCAUAGGAUUCUUCACCUUCCUAAUUUUGGAGAAAACGUUUUCCAAUUGGAAAAAUGAAGAACAGACGGCAGUUAAUUCUGUUCGGAAAGUAGCUCCCAGCAGCUUGAUGAAUGGCAAGCAUGGGGUGAACAAAAAGCAGCGCUCUGUACAACAGAGACCUAAAAGUGACAGUAUUAAGGUCAGUGGCUAUCUCAAUCUGCUGGCCAACACCAUUGAUAACUUCACCCAUGGCAUGGCGGUGGCGGGCAGCUUUCUGGUCAGUAGAAAGGUGGGAAUUCUCACAACUGUGGCCAUCUUAUUACACGAAAUUCCCCAUGAGGUUGGGGAUUUUGCAAUUCUCCUCCGUGCUGGAUUUGACCGCUGGAGUGCAGCUAAGAUGCAGCUGAUGACUGCCAUGGGAGGUAUCCUCGGCGCGGGCUUUGCUGUCUGUGUGCAGUCACCCAAAGGGGUCGGUGAAGCAGUGGCUUGGAUUUUACCCUUCACAUCAGGCGGUUUCCUGUACAUUGCACUGGUUACUGUACUCCCUGACCUUUUGGAAGAGAAAAAUACAAGAAAUUCUCUCAUCCAAGUCCUGCUGAUUAGCUGUGGCAUUGUUGUGAUGACAAUCCUGUCCUUAACCGUGGAGUGACUACAACCCAUGCAAGACGAGACGAGUCUGCAGGACCUAUCUGCACAAGAAAUGUCCCCCGUGGGGCAGGCCCGUGUGCACGACCAUUCGUGGUUUCCAACGUCGGACAUGGCACCCCUUCCAAGUCACCGAUUGUUUCAUUUAUUUUUUAUUUUUGUGGGCUUGGCCUUUCUAUUGCUUGUCUUGUGUCUGCAUAUGUGGCCAAGUCUUCUUUGUGCAAGCCUGUGUGUCGCCUGCAUCUUCAGUAUAUCCUGCUGCUUGCCUCGUCUGUCCUCCUAUAAGCCCGUGCGUCCACCCUCGUCCAGCGUUUUAUAUGUUUGUGUACACAUACCGUGUACUUCUGCAGGUACACUAAGAAGAGACGAGCUUUCUGUACCUUCUACCGUGCAAGAAAGUAUUAUUCUACAGCUUACAGGUUAAAGACCUGAUUGCACAAACCUGAAACUCACUUUAGUUACUGUUACCAAUUGUAUUCAUAGACACCAGAACCACUGAUGUUUUUUAAUGGUUUAUUCAACUUCUCGGAAAGCAAUAAGGAUAUAGAAAGAGGGGUCUUGUUUCUGUGCUGUAGCGGAUAAUUUAUUCACCUGGUUGGGGUGAAUGCUCCCCUCACAGUACCAGCAGGGCGGUAUAUAAAUCAUUCUAGGCCAGCCUUAAAGGGAAUCUCCACCUUCUGUCGUCAUGUCAAUAUUAUGUCGACAGUUCUGUGCUGAUUUUAUAUAUAUUUUUUUUAAAUAUAGCUUUUAUUGUGAUCAGAACUCCAAAUCCCAUGCAUGGACAUAAAGUUAAAGCCUGUGGACAUCUUCGGGGCACGUUUUAUGUUUGCAUUCUACUCCUUUUUGGAUAAAAAUACAUUUUUCAAUAGGUCUUUAUUAAAAAUGUUCAGCCGUUUCUGGGAUACAGGGUUAAAAAAAACAGUCCGUUUCCAGGCUCGAACUUCUGUUUCCUUUUGAAUCCUUUCUUUCAUGUGUAGCACUUAUCUCUGCUCUCCUGACCUCAUAAAGACAUCAUAGCUCAAUUCCUAUUCAACAGGUAAAGAAUAUGGCUUGAAUAAGUGUUUAGGAGGUCAGGAGAUCAGAGGUAAGAGCUACAUAUAAGCCAUCAGAUGAUGGGAUUAAUAGAAAACAGAAACUGCCUGAAAACAGACAGAUUUUUAACCCUGUAUCUCAGAAACGGCUGAACAUUUUUAAUUUUAAAAAAAUAUUGAAAAAAUGAUCUUUAGCCCAAAAUGAGCAAAUUGCAAUCAUAAAGAAAUGCCCCCAAAGGUUUAUGUAGCUUUUAUAAGAUAACAUGCAAACUACCUGCAGCCACCACUAGGGUGAGCUUAGAAACUUACCACAUACUGUCUCCGAUUUAUUCAUCGUAAAGAUGGCGUAAGGUUCGACAGGUUGUCUCAGGCUGGAUGAUAAAUAUGGGGCAGGGUCACUUUUUAACUCUAUACCAAGUAUUGGUUGUAUUACUUUUAGACCAAAAUUGUAAAUUGGUGCAUCUUUUCCGAAAAAGCUGUCCCUUCUCUCUAAGUUAUGCCUAUUGAUGAGCAUGUUGGGGAAAAAAAGUGUAGAAACCCUUGGUGUGCCAAUUGGCUCCACUUUUUAGACAGAUUUUUGGCACACAAUAGUAAAUCUGGGCCACUGUGUAUUGAACUCUGUGUAUAACAGUGUGCAGUUAGCACCCUCUAGUGGCCAAGAAUGGAUCAGUUAUGGUUCCAGCCAUCAAAGAAUUUGUUGUGGGCCUCCUGGCUGAAAGACGUGCUGUAUGCAAAAACCAGACCUUGUGUCUUGAAAAAGGUCGUUUGCUCCAGUACAACAGCCCAGAUGAAGACGUGCAGGUCCCAGUCUUUGGACAGAGUCAUGGUGGGACAGGCAUUUUUUUGGGGGAGAGGCUGGUCAUACACUUGGUGUAAUUGCCAACCAAAAUGAUCACCCCUGUACUAACAUGCAUAUGCUAUAUAUGGAUUCCUAUGGAGAGCAGAGGCGUUAGAGGCUAGCAGACACCUCUCAUGCCAGUCAUGGAGGGAGGAACAGCUUUGAACCCAGCUCAUGUCUGAUCUAUUCACCCUGAGAGUGGGCACCAAAAUCCUCACUUAAUCAACAGAUUCUGGCACAAUUCGGGGGAUACACUGCCACCACUUUGCAUAUUGAUCAGAUCGAUGGGGGGUCCAACACCCUUCACGUCCAUCAAUUAACCACUUUGACCAACCACCAGAGCCAGAAAUGACACAGUGGGCAGAGCAGAAGCAGAUGGCGCAAUCCGUUGUGGUGUACUGCAGCUUAGCUUCCUUUCAUUUGAAUAGGAACUGAGCAAUAGUACCCCGACACGGCUAAUAUACAGUGGUCAGGUGUGAGACCCCCACAAAUCUGAUAUUGAUGACCUAUCCUGAGUAUAGGACAUCAAUAUCGAAGUCCUGGAAAACUGAAAUAUCCAUCCUGGAAUAUUAUUUUUAUCAAUCCUAAAUAGGUUCAUUGUAGAUUUUUAUUUUAUUUUUUAUAAUUACCUAACUUUUCUUUGCAGUGGUCAAAGCUCCAUUUUUCCAAAACGAAAGCUGUGCUGCGACAGCUGGCGACAGGCAGCAAAGACCGUUUUUCUUUAGACCGUUUUAUAAAUAUGCACCUUAGAUUUAAAAUAUAAUAUUCUGGCUGCCUGCAGCCACCACUAGAGGGAGCUUAGGAACUUUAAACAAAUAAUAAGAGGGUUUACAGUGAGCUCCAAAGCUUCCCCUAGUGGUGGAUGCCGGUAUUUAUCUGGUAAAUCUUAAUCUAUGCAGAGGAAUUGCAGCUCUGUAUCAGAAAAAUUGAGCACUGACCACUGUAACGAUACAUUAAGGUUUUAAUCGGCACCGAAAUUUGGACCUAAAAAAUAACAUUAUGAUAAAAAGCAGAAAAUCAUAUUUUCUUUCCCCCUCUAGAGGAAAAUGCAGUGGCUGAGGUUGGAGAAACAGCCAAGCGGUCUGUGCUACGCCGAUUCCAUAGCUCCAAUUCACCUUCAUUGGAGUUGGGAAAACUGCACAGCCCUUUCAGCUUUUUCCGUCAUCCCUGCCACCUCUGACCACCGCGUACGAUGGGUAUUUUGAUCUUAGCCAUGAAUGAGUAUGCAUUUUAUAUACUGUCAUAGGUUGCAUUGUGCAUCAGACAAAGUAGGAGUUACAGAGACGGACCCCCUGUUACAACCCGGGCAUAUAGAUAUCUAUGUGUAUAUAUGUAUAGAGAGAGAUGGUUUUUACAAGAGUUGGAAUAGAUCUAAUUUUGCAUACCUCUAUAUGUUGAGAGAGAUUUAUAUUCUUUUGCAUGAUAUCUUAAAAAUAAUAAUUAAAAAUGUUUUCUAUUUAUUCAUGAUAAAUAA